AUUCUAAAACGAAUAGAAGAAACAAAGUUUAGUGGACCAACGUUUUGCAAACCCACGAAGGAGAGAAAAAGAAAAUAAAAUCUGAGAGUCAUUUAAAUGUCAAAUUGACGCAAAAUAUGAGCCAUAAUGUCCAAAUAUCCCGUAAAAGUGCAAAGACGUAAAACUUUCAAUUAACCAUUUUCUAAUCCUACCUUUUUUAGGCCUAUCUUUUUCCCCCAUUUCUCUUCUUCACUCUCUCGGCGCCUUAGAACAGAGCCUCUCUCUCUCGUCUCUAUCUGUUCAGUCCACUUCAGAUCAUUAACAACAACAACACAGACCUCUUACCUCACGAAUCGAUAAUCAUUAUCAUGUAAGAAAAUUUCAUCUCCUUUUUCUUCGGUUUGGGUGUUAGAUUUUCUCUCUUUUUUUUUUUUUGGGGCUUAGGCCAAGUCGCUGGAGUGUAACUGUCUCCUCCUUAAAUUUUGUUUUCAAAAUCUCAAACAGAUUUUUCUCACCCUAAAGUUUCUCUCCAAUUAGGUCGGGUUUCCAUUUCUUCUGACUCGGAUUUUCCAUGUCAAAUCGUUUAUGUAUGUGUUUUGUUUAUGGGUACAGGGUCUGUGUUCUGUUCUUGAAUUGUUCAAAGGCGCCAUGAGUGAGUUCCAUGACUUGUUCUUCCUCUGUGUCUGUUUUGUUUUUUUUUUUUUAAUCCUCUGUUUCUUUGACAUCCCAACUGAAUUUUUUUGCUGAAUUUGAUGCUAUUUAAAGGGAAGGGGAUGGCAGUUGGGCUUUUGCAUUCUGCAACCUCUGUCUCCACAAUCAUGGGUUCUGUUACCCAGUUUGUCGUGGCUUCCUUGUUAUUCUCUGUCUCCAAAUUCUUCCAUCCUCUGUUUCGUUUCUUCGUAUCUUUAUUACUCAGGUUGCAUAAUAAUAAUGGAGGUGUUUCGAAGGAAAGUUUUGACCGUCCCGUGGCAAUCUCAGAGGAAAGCGAUAAAUCUGAACACUCGGAAUUGGUCAAGUCAGAGCCGAAAUUGGAGGCAAAUGUGGCGGGACCGGAAAUGACAAAUUUUGUUGGAUUCACGCACUCCGAGGAUGAUUCCGAGGAAAAGGAGCCAGAGCCGGAGUUCUCUUUCAGUUUCAGAUUCCCAACUUUUGAAGAAUUCUGCCAAACUGGUGGUCCUGUUACUACCGAUUUCCUCAUUUGUGAAAAAGAAAUUGAAGACGUCCAAAUUUUCAAUUCCGACCCACCUGUUUCUUCAGUUAGCAAAAGCGAAAUCAUGCCUUCCGACGGUUUUCUCGUCUCUCCGGACAUAUCGCCGGUGAUAAGCCAGUUUCAUUCCGAGGAGGAAUCCGUGGUCACCGAUUGCCGUUCUGGUUCGGUUAAUCCGGACAUCGACGGUGGUGAUGGGUUUUUGUCGGACAGAGAUUUCGGUGAGAAAGUUGAAUUAGUCCAUGAUAUUGGGGAAUUCGACGAUUUUGAUUGUGAUGAACAAGGAGAUAGCGACAAAACGGAUGAACUUCCUACGUUAGAGGAUCUAGGAUUCGAGAAGAACGGAGUAGAUAUCAGUAUGAAUCAACCAGAUAAUGAAAUGACGUCAGAGUUUUUAUCUGAGGAAGAUUUUCAUCACCAUCAAGAAAAUUCAAACCAGGACACAAAACGUGUGGUCGGUGGUGUUGGUGACAAGGAUGAUGACACGGAUGUGCCCACAACAACAACGAAUGGUUCUUAUGAUUCUGAGAAGUUAAGGUCAAAGGAUGAUGAAGAAGCUGAAGCCGACGAGGAUGCGAGCAAACUGGAAACGCUGUGGGAACACCAGGAUUUAAUUGAGCAGUUGAAGAUGGAACUUAGAAAAGUCAGAGCCACGGGUUUACCCACAAUCUUAGAGGAGUCUGAGGAUUCGCCCAGGAUUUCAGAUGACUUGAAACCAUGGAAGAUUGACGAAAGGUUCCACCGUGAAGAAUGCAUGGACGAACUUCACAAAUUCUACAAGAGUUACAGAGAAAGAAUGAGGAAAUUCGACAUCUUCAAUUACCAGAAGAUGUAUGCAGUAGGUUUUCUUCAGCUGAAAGAUCCACUUGAACCAAUCUCAGGUCCUAAACCUUCAGGUCCAACCUUCAAAUCCCUACUUUCACAGAAUUUUUGGCCGCUCAAACCUAAAAGCAAUGACAGUGAUCCCAUGAUAAAGUUUAUGCAAGAACUACAGAGUGAUCUGGAAGUGGUCUAUGUUGGACAGAUGUGUCUUUCUUGGGAAUUCUUACAUUGGCAAUAUGGAAAGGCCUUGGACCUGUGGGAUUCUGAUCCUCGAGGCACUCAUCGGUAUAACGAAGUUGCCGGGGAAUUCCAACAGUUUCAAGUGCUCUUGCAAAGGUUUAUAGAAAAUGAACAUUUCCAGGGGCCAAGAGUCCAAUAUUACAUCAAGCAGCGAUGCCUAUUCCGAAACCUUCUCCAAGUUCCCGUUAUAAAAGAAGAUAGUUCAAGAGAUAAAAGAAAGGGAAAAGGAGAGAGAGAUGAGUACAUCAUUUCAAGUGAGAUGCUGGUGGAAAUUCUGGAAGAAUCAAUAAGAAUUUUUUGGCGGUUUGUUCGAGCUGAUAGAGAUUGUAGUAGUCCUGCAGUUAAAGGCCAUAAAGGAAUACCUGCACAAGUUAAAAAUCCGGAUGAAUUGGAGCUCCUGAUGGAGAUCAAAAGAGUUCUUCACAAGGUUUCCCCUCUCGUUUAGAUGUCAAGUUUAAGCUAUAUACGUUAAGUUUUACUACUAUCUAAUUUCCAAAAAUAUUGGUUUAAAUUAUACUUUAAUGUAUUAUACUACAUUUUCAAUCUCUUGAAUGUAACGGCUUUCUUCUAAUGCAGAAGGAGAAGAAGCUAAAAGACAUUGUUAGAAGUGGAAAUUGCAUACUGAGGAAAUUUCGACAGUGCCACGAAGAUGAUGUAGAUCAAGUGCUUUACUUCUUCUCACAAGUAGAUAUGAAGCUAGUUUCCAGAGUCCUAAAUAUGACAAAAAUAACCUCUGAUCAACUAGUAUGGUGUCAUAGUAAACUAAGCAGAAUUAAUUUUGAGAAUAGGAAAAUACAGGUAGACCCCUCAUUUCUGCUAUUCCCCUGUCAAUAGUCUUUUUCCUUUUUUUUUGGUUACUUGUAAUGUAAAUUGUAGAUAUGGAGUUAGACAUGUCAAGAGAGGCAUACAACCUCCAAAUUUUGGUCCUGGAAAUCUGCUUUGAGUUUGGUGAUUUUGUGGUGGUAAAAGGCCAUCCAUUUUACCAAAAGCUUGAGUUUUUCAACUCUGCUAUAAAGAUUUAGUUCGAUCGAAAGCACAACUGCAGGGUUUAACUGUGGUGUUUCUGUCAGAGUAUGAUGCAUUUGGUACGUUCCAGAUCUUAGUUGAGUUUUGCUUUUGAAGUUAAAAGAAAAUUUUUCAACGAGAAUCAUGAUGUUGUUCAUGACUCAGG
Messenger RNA from Oldenlandia corymbosa var. corymbosa, 3419 nucleotides. The record is from the annotation of a GenBank genome assembly. Lineage: Eukaryota; Viridiplantae; Streptophyta; Magnoliopsida; Gentianales; Rubiaceae.